AAUCUUCACCCACAAAUUAAAGUUCCAAGAAUCUUCAUUCAAUGAAAAUACAUGUUACCCCUUUUCCCUAUACUUACCAAAGUUACAAUCUUUUCUUUAAUUUGGGUUGCCCAAAUAUCUUGUUGUUGCAUGUGGGAUCUGGGAAACAAUUCAAGAUUUUGAUCUAAGUUCAAUAAAUCUACAUUAAUUUCACUCAAAUGCCAUAAACACACUGCUUAGCUUAUAAAGGUUUCAUUUUUAUUGCUGUUCACAUUUUACCUUACUAUAUAUGCAUAGAGGUGUGCAUAGGAUGCAGCUUUUUCAUCUUGUCUUUACUGUUUACAUUCCUGUGGCCCGGUAGGUAAGCUCAGUAAAUAUCUUUUAUGAGAGUUUACCUUCUUCUACUCCCAAUGUUUCUGGCGGAUUAGUCGGUGGCUUUCUUUCUGCACCUCUACACCCAGGAACCAGUGAUGGAGGUGGGGAGUACAAGAUCCUGGGAUGAACUGUUGCCCGAUGCACUUGGGCUAAUCUUCAAGAACCUGCCUCUCCAAGAAUUGCUAACAGUAGUGCCCACGGUAUGCAAAUCGUGGGGCAAAGCCGUGAUGGGGCCAUACUGCUGGCAAGAGAUUGACAUUGAGGAAUGGAGCAAUCGCUCGGAGCCUGGGAGCGUGGAGAGAAUGCUCCGAAUGCUGAUAGCGAGAAGCAAUGGUUCCAUUCACAAGCUCUGUGUCUCUGGCCUCCAAAACGAACCUGUUUUCUCCCUCAUUGCAGAAAAUGCUCGUUCCUUGAGGAUAUUGUGCCUGCCCCAGAGCAACAUGAGUGAUUCCAUCGUGGAGAAGAUUGCUGGGAGCCUCUCGAUGAUAACGUUCUUGGACUUGAGCUAUUGUUACAAAAUCAGUGCACGUUCCUUGGAGGCUAUUGGAAAGAACUGUAAACUGCUGGAAGGGUUGCGAAGAAAUAUGCAUCCUCUGAUCAUGGAGGAAAGGCUCUCACAGGACAACGAGGAGGCUCAUGCCAUAGCCACUACAAUGCCCAACCUCAAGCGUCUCGAGACAGCUUACCUGCGGUACAUUAACACAAUAGGCGCUCUAGAGAUCAUCCACAGCUGCCCUCAGCUCGAGUAUCUGGACUUGAGGGGGUGCUGGCAAGUGAAGCUCGACGGGGAGUACCUGAAAGACAAGUUCCCGAAGUUGAAAGUUUUGGGACCUUACGUUGUGGAUCGAUACGAGAGGAACAAUGACUAUGAAGAUUGGUCGGAUUUUUCAGACUCUUUGUAUGAUUAUGAGAGCUCGGAUGAUGAGAACAGGUUCGGUGAGCUGGAAUUCAGAUUCUAUCAGCAGUUCAACGAGGAUGCUACCAAUGGUUGGCCUCCAUCUCCUUAACCAUAAACCAUUAUUGUCUUUUGGCACAAGAACUGUGUUUUGCCAUUCAAUGUGCUUGUUGAUGUAUAUGUUUUCCUCCUUUGUUAUCUUUAGAUAUAUGCUCCUUGAUAGAACUAAAACGUGUUGAGUGCAGCAUCUAUAUAUUUAUAUGAUCAAGUAAGGUUUUCUAUGAGC
Molecule: messenger RNA, 1535 nt
Organism: Ipomoea nil (Japanese morning glory)
Lineage: Eukaryota; Viridiplantae; Streptophyta; Magnoliopsida; Solanales; Convolvulaceae
Product: F-box protein FBW2-like
Exons: 3
Coding region: 450-1361 (303 amino acids)
Source: RefSeq, a predicted model, not a curated record